GCUGCUAUUGUGGGCGAUACUGACAUCGAUGACGGGGCGCCGCGUGUAAAGGGGCAUUCGCGUGUGAGUGAUACGCAUGGAGCCGCACUACAGCCAUUCAUGAGGAUCAAUCCAUGCUCCAUUGUGCAAGUCGUAAAUCAUAAACAAUAGCACCAGGAAUGCGUAAAUGAAUAGUGGGACGUCUAUGUCGGUGGUGGAAGACGAUUCAUACUUUUGAAGGCCUAUUCUUUGUAAUUUAACAGUGGAUUUGGCCUGAAGGAAUACACAUUUCAGCAUCGUUUUCUCGUCUUGCUUCUGCCUAUGGUACUUUAGUACAUGUACGAGCGGGUGCAGCAAUAAGAAGAACGACUCGUGGAGCUGAUGGCGCUGGACAGUGUUGUGUUGGUGUGAAGGUUUGAAAGGUAGAAGAAAACAGCGAAGCGAAGAUUGUGAGCAGUUUGUGCAAAGAAGGAAAAUUGGUUACCAUAUUGGGUUAUGGCAAACAUCAUCGAUUGAUGUGUCCAAACAAAUAAUCUGGAACGAAGAGCCAGUUAGUCAUCUCAGCUUGUGAGUUCACUUGAAUUCAGCGUGUGCUUGGGGGAACAGUGUGAUCAAUUCUUGUUCUGGUCAUCUACGUUGAAUCAGAUCUGUGUACAAAACCCAUACAUCCCCCAUCUCGGAAACUGGAAUCAAACCAGCUCGGAACCGGUUCCCCAGUUAACGUUGUGAAAAGUGCUACACAUCGAUGGACCGGAGAACGCGAAGAAACGGUAAACAAAAACACGGCGAAAGCAAAGCGCCGAUAACCAUUGACGCGUGCUUGGGUGUGUUUGUGCGCGGAGCCGUGCUCGCGCUUUUCAUGUGUCAAUAAGCCUACAGGGCCCUAGAAGUUAACCUGAAGUGAAGUUGUUUCUGUGGCCUACCCUGGCAUAGAGAAUCGCCUACUGGACUUCGCCAAUGAAAGCGUAUUACAUAAAGGAAAAGUUUACACGGGUGGCUAAGCUUCGAUCCAAGCGGAUCUCAACAGAAUAGAGGCUCUGUGUUUGGCAUACGUUACAACUUAGUGCGGCAGCAUUUGAAGGUAUUCUUGGCCUCGAUAAAGAGUUGAGUCAUGCAACGACAACAUCGUCAUCAACAACAACAACAGCAGAGGUGUUGGUCACUGAAGUGAAGAAUUAUUAUUACGAAAUUUGCAAGGCAGGGCACGCACGAGUACAAGUCGAGGCGCCAACGAGUGAGCCAACCGUGCGGAUAUUGUGCAGUCGAGUGGAAAUAUCGUUCAAUUCGUUUCGGGUGGGCGAAAAAGAAGUGAAUGAAUCGCAAAGAGUUUCGCCGAAGCCUAAUCGAAUAAUAGCCGUUUCAGGAGAGGAGUGUGUUUGUGUAUAAACGAAUAUGUACACAGCGGUUUUUAGAGUUUUGUUUUUCGUUUCGUAAAUAAAGCGAAGUGAGUGGUUUGUUGUUUUAUUCGAAUAAUGCAGUGGUAGAGGAGCUAAAACGUGGAAUGGAAGAUCGCAAAUGAGAGAGUGAAGUUGAAGCAAAGAAGCCGGGGCACAUCGAGUGCUAAUUAAGUGUGGGUUUGGCAAGUUGAACCGGAGAGCACCAAAUACUGGCCCCGAAGUGUUGAUUGGUACAGUGCAAUUUAGCAUCACUGGAGAACGGCACUUAGCGAGUUGCACUUACACAUCGCCGACGACAGACGAGAAAGAAGCGGAGAUCAUUGACUGUGCACAGCCGGAGUCUGAGCGUGAAGAUCAGCAGAGUUCAAUAGGAUUUUUCCCCCCGAACGUCGAGCUUCGACCCGUGUGACUGAGAAAAGCUUCAGCCAGUGAAAAAAAAAUAGAAAGUGAAAAAGUGAAUGUGUGAGCGAGUGAGAGUAGGCGUAUGUGUGUUGCCUUCGACGGUUUUCUUUUUUUGAGAAGAGAAAGUGCAAAGUGGAAAAAAAUACGAAUCGGAGGCGGCAGCACACGCGGAUAUGUGAUAAGGCAUCUUCAUAGGGACGACCCUGUCCAGAACGGCAGACAGGCAGCUUGAAUUUCAAUGAGGAUCAUGAAAACGUGCUCCCUUAUCUGAUUAGCUGCUGACAUCAUUUCAACGGUCACUUAGCUAGAAUAUGACACUACAGAAGACAUCUUGAUCAGCACUGUGCAAAAAAUCUCCUAGCGGCCCAAUUUUUAAUCAGCUAUGCUUGGUUCUUCCUGCUGAGGUUCCGUUCAACGGCCAUUCAACAAGCGUCGCUUCGAGCGAUAACACCGUUUGUAAUCGAAAAGUGAUAACCCACUCGCUUCAUGCCUAAAUCCGCACGAGGCAAUAACAGCUAGCAUCUGCCCCAGCAGUACGACCGACAUUGUAUCGGAUUUCAUCCUGGAUCUCCUACGACUGCAGGAAGACAACGUGCAUCAACAAACAUGACGAUGGAUGACCGGGAGAAGCGACAACGCGGGCCCCCACUGUACGCCCUGUGGACCGUCAUAAUUGCAGUGCUCCUGCUCCAGCUGACCGAAUCGGUUCAGGGGAACGCCGAGAAAGAUUUCACCCAGCAGUGCAACAAGUGCCGUUGCAGCUGGAAGAGCGGCAAGCGAAACGCGGACUGCACCAAUCAGGGGUUGGAUUUGAUACCGGACGAUUUGAGCUCGGAGCUACAGGUUCUCGACCUCUCUCUCAACCGGAUAGGAGAGAUACGAGCAUUUGAGCUGAUGCGCGCCCAUCAACAGAAUUUACACAAACUGUACAUAAAAAAUAGUACGAUCGAAACAUUACACAAGGAUUCGUUUCGAAACUUAACGAUCCUGAUCGAGUUGGAUCUAUCGAACAACAAAUUGAAACGCCUAGAUCCGGGCCUUUUUGAUGACUUGAAAAAGUUAAGGGUCAUUAUGCUGAACCACAACCAAAUCGAACGGAUAGAGAACAAUCUGUUCCAGAAUUUAAAAUUCCUGACCAAGAUCGAACUGAAUGACAAUCUGAUCUACAGGGUAGCAUUGCACAGUUUUAUAAACGUCCCAGCACUGUCACAGAUCGAGCUGGACUACAAUCGACUGCAGAUUCUUCGCAAGGAAACGUUCGUCAACUUGGAGAAGCUGACCAGCCUAUCGUUGACAAACAAUCCGUGGAACUGCAGCUGUGCGCUGCGCAAUUUCAGCGAAUUCGUCAUGACCAACAGUCUGUACCGAUCGCCAACGACCUGUGAGCAUCCGGCGAUGCUCAAAGGCAAAGAGUGGAACGAAAUUCAUCUGGACGAAUUCGCCUGCCGGCCGCAAAUCAUAGAGAACCGACUGAUCUAUCCCAGUGAGGGGGAAAAUGCUACCUUCACGUGUAAGGUAACGGGACUGCCACUUCCAAAGGUAGAUUGGUUGUUCCACAAGCGACCCGUCUCCACCAAGAACGACAAACGGUGGAGCGUGACCUACGCCGUCAGAACCAACGGCAAAGACACCAACGAGGUGCUAGUUUCCGAGCUGACCAUAGUGGGCGUGAAGCCUUCGGAUCGCGGUUCGUACGUCUGUAAAGCGUCCAAUCCGGGUGGAACGGACGAAAGUGAACAGUUCUUCGACCUAACGAGCCCCCUGCCCAAAGUGCAACCGAAUCGAACGAACGACAUCCUGUGGAUUGUGCUGUUUGUGGUGCUGACGAUACUGAUCGUGCUCAUUCUGGUGAUCAUGGUGUUGUGCUGCGUUUGCCGCAAGACGCGUCGAUUCAAGAAGAACUCGUCGGUCAGCGAAAACGGGCUGAUGAACUCGAAGAUGGACAAGUCGGCGGACGGUUCCGUGCUGGAUGGGGGUUCGGUGAUCAUGGAGAUGCAGAAGAGCUUGCUGACGGAGGUGAAUCCGGUGGAGAAGCCGCCGCGGAGGACGGACAUCGAGGCGAGCGACAAGAACGACUACGACGAAGGGCACGAAGUCAAGAAGACGCUGCUCGAGGAAACGGGAUUCGCCGCUCAGGAUGAAGAAACGGCUUCGGUAGCCCAGUCGGACAGCGCUCCACGAACCCGAGCAGCCUACGUUGAUGAUGGAGGUUACGGCACCACCAACCUUCCACCGGAUCUGCUUUCCUUCCCAAAUACCCGCUUUCCCCAAUCACCGUCGAUCCAGAGCUCAAUGUCGAACAUCCACGACGGACGAAUCUACGCCACAAAGUCGCCCCUGUCCAGUCCAAUCUACCAGCACAGCUCCAGUAUCCUGGGUGCUACCGCAAGUGGCCAAGUGCCAGCCGGUUUCCGAACGCUUCAACAUCCCAAGACGGGACGAACGAUAGCGAUCGCCACUCAACGGUCCAACUCACCCUUCACACCGGCACCGCUCAUCUAUCCGCAAGUGGUCAUGAAGCAAGGCUACGUAACCAUUCCUCGCAAGCCGCGCACCCCCAGUUGGACCCCAUCGAUCAAUUCGACGGCUACGACGGCGGAGCUCCUACCGCCCACUAGCCCCACGUCCACCGGAGAGCUAACGGCAGCGGCCGAACCGGUAUACGACAAUCUCGGCCUCCGAACGACGGCAUCCGGCAAUUCGACGCUCAAGCUGAACAAAUCGGCCAACAAAACGGGUCCCAGCAGUACGUACAGUAUGAAGAAUCGACCACUUCCAGCGACACCCGGUGGACAGACGGCCCUGCCGACGACGCACAACACCUCCACCGGUAGCAACUACGAAUCAAUCCCUGAAGUGGGAGGACAAUCAGCGACGACAACGAUGCCAUCGGCCACGACGCUAGCCGGCCUGGAAGCGAUCUACGGAAGGACGGCGAGUGGCGGCGGCGGCAGCAGCAGUAGUAGUAGGAGCAAAGUACCGCCCCGACCACCACCGAAGCCUAAAAAGAAGCCCAGCCUAGCGGGGGUCGUUGGGGUACCGGCGGUGACAUCGUCCGGAUCGAGUGGCUUGGCCAGCACCAGCAGCACCAGUCCGCUGUUCGCCGACGAAGGGGAGGACGGAACGGAGGUCUAGCUGCCACUGUGGGUGCUGGUGGCGGCGGUGGCAGCGCAAUAAACGACGACGAAAUUACCGAUUUUCCUUUUUAGGGAACCGACGAUCGGUAGUGUGAGUAGCUUUUAAAGAUUCUUAUAUAUAUUCAAACAUAGUAUAUUCGGUGAAAUAUAGUUAAUAGUUAUUUUUUCUACUCUAUUUGAACGUACAUUGAGGCGUGGUGUGACCGUAAUGAUGAAGUGAGGAAAGUGAGAACGAAGCAAAGAGAGAGAGGAGUAAAAUUAUGAACUCUAGUGUAAUAUACAACUGAUUGAAGAAACCAUUUACGAUGAAUCUUUAUGAAAUAGCAUUAAAGUGUACUAUUAUGUUUUUUAUAAGAAAAAUGACAGAAAGCAACGUAUAUAAAAAUGAUGAUCAAAAGUUUUGAAUUAUAUAGGCUAAUGUUGCUAGUUUGUAAAUUAGCUAAUAAAAAUGAAAUGGAACGAAAGUAUUGAACUACACAAACGAAUAGCUAUUUAUUUUACCAUUAGAAAAUGUUGGGAGCGCCCUACCUAGCAUAAUGCCGUUUUGAACCGUUUCAUAUGAUCUUCGAUAUGGACAUAAAUGGUCUACUUUUCCCGUUUUUGCAAACAGAGAUUUUUCUGAAUAGAAUUCAAAAAUAGGAAAACAAAUAAAAAGUGUUCAUUUGUUUCCAGACUUUUUGCCAAAAGUGGAUUGUAAUAUCUUCACACUAUGACAGUAAAAAAAAUUGAACUGUUGCCCGGUCUAUCUAAUAAUUCUUUUUAUCAACAUUUUUAAUUCAAUCUCUUUUUUCUAAUCUCUACAAAUAUUUUUGUUUUAGUAAAGUGUCUUUAGGUUAAUUAAAAAAGUCCAGAAGAUUGUUUGUUUUACAUUUCACUUUUCUUCUCAUACCGUUUGUAUUAUUCGGGAAUAGAAAAUCCUUUAUGUAAACCAAUCGAUUACGUCAAGCACGCUAUUAUGUUAGGUAGGGUACUCCGUAGCAGUCGGGUGAGGCACAGUAUGGAAGCAAAUGCUAGAAAGCAGCGUGAAAAAUUUAAUUUCGAAAUCAGGGGACAACUUUACCAAUUACUUUUUUUUUAAUUUUUUCACAACUCAUGACGUUUGAAACGAUAGAAUUAGAGGCCUGAAUAAUUAUAUAUUAUAUAGUUAUAUAAAUAAUUAUUCAGGCCUCUAGAUUGAAUGAUCCUGUAAUUUUAUGCCUCAAAAUAUGUCAUCAGUGGCGUGAGAGCCAAAGUUAUGUAAAAUGACAUUUACAUAAUUCCAUUUCAUUGUACCUACUUGUUGUAAACUCCUCGUCAUGUCCUACACUUUGUAUAUUUGGAAAAAUGAUCGGUUGGUUAAAGCCAUAGCAAUUUACUAACUAACUAUCAUAAGUGACUAGAGGAAAUUUAGGCUCAUUAAAAUUCCCGAAUCGUAAAUAAUAUUUAAAAGAAGUUAUCAGAAAAUUAGUUACAUUACACCGCAAUAACAUAUCUCAACACUGAAAGAAAUUCAAUGUUUUAUGACUCCAUCUAAGUAAAAUCUGACAUUCUCAAAGAACUAUUUGAAUUCUUACAGAACAUAAACGGCAUUUUGUUUUACGGUUUUUCUAGGCUUGAACGUCAACCAACGGGAUCGACGACGUGAAACAUUGUCCCUGAUGUCCGACUCCGGCAUGAAGAUCUGCUGUGAUGUUGUGAAGGUCGUGCUCGGUAGUAUGUUCGAUAAGAUGUUUUCGGUCCUGGGGUGCUUAGGCUUGUUACUCUGGAGUGCGGAAAUGACACUUGCCGAAUCAGAUAGGAUGAGGAUGGGUUUCCCGGACCAAUAGAUGGUGGUGAUGAGUGCCGCGGCUGCUUCGACCGAGAAGAUGCUGUACAUAACAGGGAGGCUGUCUGAGACAGUGAAAACGGUCCCGGCGACCCCAAUACCGGCUCCACGGCCCGAAAUUGGCCGUAAUCCUGUGUUCGUGUCUGUGGAAAUCUCUGCGAAGGAGCUCGGCCACAGACCUUCUAAGAGCCAUAGAAUUUUCACCCCUGCGGAGGUUGCUAGCUAUGGAGCUAUUUACCGUGGCUUGCUCCUCACUUCAUGCCAGUGGACUCGCGCUACUGGGGGGAGACCAAUGCCGGCCAUUUUGCGCAGAAUUCGGUCCCCUCCAAUGAGGAUAGGGAUCCUGUAUUCUCCGGAGGUGACUGCGGCGAAUGAGGCGGCUCUGCGGCUGAUGGCCGCCAGUACACGAUGGCGAAAAGGUAAGAUGCCUGGCAGACUUGGCUGGUGUUAAGGGGAACAAUCCUCGGCUCGGUGAUACAUGUCAGUUCCAAGCCGUAGAAUAGGCGGCUACCAAUAAUAGCCACCCCGAAUCUUAACCGGAGCCUCCUGCUGUUGGUUCGAUGAGACUUAGAUAAGGUCCGAACCAGGUUGAAUCUGGUCCGACAACCUACUUUGAUUUCCCGGAAAACCGGAAGGAACGAAAGGCUCCGGUCGAUGGAGACUCCAAGAAGCAGCAGAAUGUCGUCUGCGUAUAUAUAGAUGUAUAUGUUGGCGGAGAAGGAACGAAAACACCCGUCCAUUGCCGCAAGAAAUAAUGUGACGGCUAGAACGGAGCUCUGUGCUGCCGUAAUCUGGAAAAGUGACGUAAGCGCCAAUUUACAACAUACAUGUUUUCCAUUUUUCUGUUAAAGAGCUCGUUGAGUAGUACUCGUUAACACCAUUUUUGUGAAAUAGCGUAUACGUCACUUUUCCAGAUUACGGCAGUGUGGAACUACGGUUUCCUCUGGAAAUAUCCUCGAACUAUGAUUGCCAAUCCGAACAUGAAAAGAGCGCCCUGUGAGGGAAUUCAAGACAGAAGCAAGGAGGUUGCCGGAAAAUCCACAGUCCACACUCUUUUAACUGUUGGGGUCAAAGUCCUGUUGAAGGCCUUAGAGAACGCCGUCGUGGUAGGCGUUCUGCAGUACAUCUUCUAGGUAUGCAAAAUAAGUGCCCGUGCGGUAUCCCGAGUGGAACGCGUGCUGGCAAAAACCCAACCUACCAUCGGCUUCUAAUUUGUCUCUCAUCCGCCGAUUCACUAAUCUCUCCACAACCAUGGGAGCCCUCCUUAGCCGCGUGCUUAAAGAACACUAAGCUGCGAGGUGGCAGUGUCCCAGUAAGGGAUGUAUUGCCAAUGAAGAAGAAUGGAGACACAACAGGUCAGUGGUGUGUGACUUCUAAGGAGGAAAUAUUGUUCUUGGGGAUGUACCCAAGGCUUUUUCGCCAAUCGUCCGGAAAUAUGUACUACAUGUACUGAAAUAUGUACUAAAUAAUAUACUACAGAAAACGGAUUUUGGCGGAGAGAGGACGGUUUUGGAUCAUGGGGUAACCAAUUCCAUGAGGACCUUAUGAUUUUCCGUUACUCCUUGAGACGGCGAAGAACAGUCCAGGAGCGGAAAGCGGAUGAUAAAAAAUUGGCGUUUUGUGAAUCAGGGAAACUCGAAAGUUGAAAAGUGAUGAAGAUCUGCUGGUGAUGCUCCGCUGGAACUUAGCUGGAUAAUUGUUGACGAAGACUAAACCGGCAAAUUAUUCUCCGACAGCGUUGACUAGCUCUGGUAGAUCGGAGAUGGUACGAUCAGGUGUGUCGAUAUGGAUGCGGGAGGAUCUUCGCGUACCACAAAGUGCGUUUACUUUUACCCAGAGUUUAGCUGCAGAUUGGCCGGUUUUGACCCAGUCGAGAAAAUCCUCCGACUGUUUUCUCUUCGCUUCAAGAAUCACUGACCUGUGUUCAUAGUGUUUUUCUUUAUAGUACCUUGUUAGGAUGAUCGGCGGGAAGUCUCUGGAGCGCUCGGAGGGCCUUCCUUCUGGCCUUUACCACUCGACGCGUGUCGUCCGACCACCAACGCAGAGCCUUUCGUCCUGACCGCGUGCUAGAUGAAUUGAAAUCAACGGCGGCAUCGAUGACGGUUUUGGUGAGUUCGGGUACAGUUAUGGGUGUGUUCCGUUCAAAUUAGUGUCAAAGAUGGUGGUCAAUGGUCAUAUGCUUCCCAGUCAGCGGCAUCGUUACUCCAUCUUGGUCCCGGGGUGAUGUCCGGGGGUCGGUCGUGGACCCUUCCCAUUCAAGAGAUGGGAGUAUGGACGACUGGCUGCGGUCACGUCGAUGGCGGUGGCCGAGUGGCUGUUAAAGAAGCUGAGCGAAGUUAAAAGUUACUAAGUCUGCGUUCUCGAAAGAUUCGAGAAGAGCGAUAGCACGGGCAUCAGUUGACAGUUGCAGGGGGAAAGUGCGUCCCUCUUCCGUCCGCCCCGUCUACCCAGGGUACCGUUAUUGUGCUCUUCGUUCGAGACCUUCCCCGGACGCCGUGGUCCAGAGGUCCCGGUUAGGGUAUGGCUUCCGGUCCUAAGGUGCGACCACUGUCCGGAUCAGGAAACGGCACAGAUGUUGCAGUAGUGUGGUUCGUAUUUGGCACGUUAUGUGUUGGGGUGCUCGUUAAGAAGGUGGUUAAGGUUUGAAGGAAGGUCCGCUACCCUUUUUGUUAGUGAUACGAUGGUUUUUUGUCGUAUGUAUUGAUGAAACUUCAUUUAGGGGUACAUUGGAAGGGGUGAUUUUAGCCAUAGUUUCUAUAUUUUUACAUUGGGUGUGUCUAAAGCGAGUUUUGUGUUUUAGAUAUAGACAGUGGAGUAUAUAGAUGAGCAAAAAUAAAUCCUCUACCUUCAAACGAACUGUCAAACGUGCCUCCAAAUGAGUAUGUUCGCGCAUGAAGCAAACGAAAAUCAAAUAAUCCCUCCUUGAUUUUAUCUUCAUCAUCUUAUUUGAUAUCGUGUGUUUCCAUGCCACAAAAUUUCAUUCUUCCAGUCAACAAAACAUGCACUGCUCAGUGUUGGUAGAAUCAUGCUCAAAUAUUAAUCAUCGAAUCUCGCGAGAUAACUCGCUUGCGAUUCUGCAGGGAGAGCAUUGCGCUCGAUUUUUUUUCACACUGAUUUCGCUUCAAAAAGCGUAAAAACCCGAUCGAAGCGUAUUUUUUGUUUACGUAUGGAUUAAUUAUCCAUUGUUUUAAGCAAAGAAAGUGUAUUUUAUGAUUUCAAAGAAGAAGAACACGUAGAAAUUAUGCAAUGGUAAUGUAGUCGUAUCAUGAACGAUUCUUUGGGCCAUCAGUCGGGUGGGAUUUGACUCACGCUUGAUCUGAAUCAUGAGUGAGAUUUGAGAUUUUGAGUUUCUCCCAACAAUGGUACUGCUACCUGCUAAAAGCUACGCAAAACAAGAGCUCUCCAACGUGUACAGUCACCGCUAUCAUCAGCAAUGAUCACUGUAUCAACAGCGAGAAUUUUCUCACCAAAGCCAGACCCCCAUAAACUUAGAAGAAUCCUUUUACAUUGUAAUUGUAUACUACCAGACUAUAUAUACUGAGUCUUCGACUGAAUCUGCGAAGCUUUGCAUAUACCUGGCGAAAAUUUUUCCUGAGGCCACUAAGGACGACAUUAUUAGUCUCGCCAAGCAUUGCAUGUAGCUACACGUCGCCAACCCCGCAGUCUACGGAGGGUCCGCUGCGCACCUCGCCUUCUGGCUACGUGCCCAGCUCACCGCAUUCUUACGAUUUUCGCGGUGUGAACGAUGGAUGGUAGUCACAGCAGCUCAUGCAACUCGUCGUUCACUCGCCUCCUCCACGUACAGUCCGCCAUCUGCACCCCACCAUAGAUGGAACGCAGCACUUUCCUUUCGAAAACACCAAGUGCGCGUUGGUCCUCCACGAGCAUCGUCCAGGUCUCGUUUCCGUAGAGGACUACCGGUCUAAUGAGCGUUUUGUGGAUAGUCAGCUUGGGACGGCGGCGAAUUCUAUUCGAUCGGAGCGUUUACGGAGUCUAAAGUACGUACGAUUUCCUGCCAUUAUGCGUCUCGGAAUUUCUCUGCUGGUAUCGUUAUCGGAGGUCACUAGUGAGCCCAAGUACAUGAAUUCUUCAUCCACCUCGAUUUCGUCACGAAUACAAACUCAUAAUGGGUGGCUUACGUUGCCCUCUCUUGAGCCUCUUCUUAUCAUGUACUUCGUCUUCGACGUGUUGAUUUAGCUUUGCUUUUCAGUCUGAUGUAGGCUUCCUCCAUCCUCUCAAAGUUACCACAAUAUCAAUGUAUUUUUAUUACUCCCUCCAAAACGAUGUUGAAUAGCAGACACGAAAGACCAUCACCUUGCCGUAACACUCUGCGUGUUUCGAAGGGCCUCGAGAAUGCCCCCGAAAAGCGAACUACGCACAUCACCCGAUGCAUCGUCGCUUUGAUCAACUGUAUCAGUAUAUCCGGAAAUCCGUGUUCGUGCAUUACCUGCCAUAGCUGGUCCCGAUCGAUUGUAUCAUAUGCGGCUUUGAAGUCGAUGAAUAGAUGAUGUGUGGGCACGUUGUAUUCGCGGCAUUUCUGCAGUACUUGGCGAAUGGCGAACACCUGGUCUGUGGUGGAGCGUUCGCCCAUAAAACCCGCCUGGUACUGCCCCACGAACUCCCUUGCAAUUGGUGCUAGUCGACGGCAUAAAAUUUGGGAGAGUACCUUGUAGGCGGCGUUCAGCAAUGUGAUUGCGCGGUAGUUGCUACAAUCCAUCUUAUCGCCCUUUUUAAAGAUGGGACACACGACACCUUCCAUCCACUCCUGCGGCAAAACUUCCUCCUCCCAAAUCUUGGUAAUGACCCAGUGCAGUGCUCUUACAGUGUUGGUAAAAACUCAAAAUCUCAAAACUCAUGGAUGAUUCAAAUCAAGCGUGAGUUGAAACGCACCAAACUCAGCACCUAAAAACUCAUGGAUGAGUUGAAUCAUUCAUUUCAAUCAUCGUAGGUUUUCUUUUGUUCUCCUUCGUUAAAAACAGUGAAUUGACGUUUGUUGCAUAAAACAUUAUACCCUCUUUUGUGUAUAAGCAAUAAAUUGCCCCCAAAUUGAUUUCAAAUGCGUUUUUAAACCAAAAUGAUUUUUUUGGCAAAUGAGUGAAUUGAUGCGUUUUAGCAUGAAAAGUUCAAGCGUGAUGCAUUCCUUUAAAAUCGCAGAUGAUUUCGUUCGCACGGGAGCGCUCGUUGAUUAAGAUUUAUGAGUGAUUUUACCAACACUGGCGCUCUAGCCAGUGCCUCGCCACCGUGUUUAAAUAGCUCUCCUGGUAGUUGGUCAACCCCAGGGGCUGUGUUCUUCAGUCGGCCAAUCUCCUCCUGGAUUUCAUGGAGACCCGGAGUCUGUAAAAUUGAGUCCUGCGCGCGUUCUCCCAGGUCCAUCACCAUACCGCCAUCUUCGUCUGCUACAUCACCAUUCAGGUGUUCUUCGUAAUGCUGCCGCCACCUUUGGAUCACCUCACGCUCGUUCGUAAGAAGGUUACCGUUUAUAUCCUUACACAUAUCAGGCAGUGGCACGUGGCCCUUACGUGAACGGUUCAACUUCUCAUAGAACUUUCGUGUGUUAUUAGCGCGGUACAGUUACUCUGUCUCUUCACGGUCUAGAUCUUCCUGCUGGCGCUUUUCCCUCCAGUUUAUGUCGUGCCUCGUUCGCCCUCGUGCGGUAUUGCAGCAACCUCCAUGCAAUCUCACAUGCUGCAUGCUUCUCUUCCAAUAACUGCUCACAUUCGCCGUCAUACCAGUCGUUUCCCGGAUCGGGGGCACCGUGCCAAGUGCAGCGGUUGCGGUCCUACCAAUGGCGGAUCGAAUAUCUCUCCAGCCAUCUUCAAGAGACGCUGCGCCUAGCUGCUCUUCCGUUGGGAGUGCCACUUCCAGCUGCUGCGCGUAUUCCUACCUAGUCUACCGUCUUGUAGCCGCGCAAUGUUAAGCCGCGGCGUCCGACUUCGACGCGUGUUGUCCACCGUCGAGAGUGUUGAGCGCAGGCAUACUGCAACGAGGUAGUGGUCGGAUUCAAUAUUCGCACUGCGGUAAGUGCGGACGUUCGUGAUGUCGGAGAAGAAUUUACCGUCGAUUAGAACGUGGUCGAUUUGGUUUUCCGUUUCUUGGUUAGGUGAUCUCCAUGUGGCCUUGUGGAUAUUUUUGCGGGAAAGAAAAUGCUUCGGACUAUCAUUCCGCGGGAGGAUGCGAAGUUUAUGCAUCGUUGACCGUUGUCAUUCGAUACGGUGUGCAGACUAUCCGGUCCGAUGACCGGUCUAUACAUUUUCUCCCUUCCUACCUGUGCGUUAAUGUCACCGAUGACGAUUUUGACAUCCCGCAGUGGGCAUCCAUCGUAUAUCUGCUCCAGCUGUGCGUAUAACGCUUCUUUCUCUUGUCGGGUCUCUUGCAGGCAUAUGCUUUGUUAAAAAGGCACUGAUGAAGCAGCCAUCAAACACUUUUGUGGUUUUAGAAGCGGAAACCCUGAAUCGGUCACCGGAAGAGUCAAGAAAGUAUGUAAAGUUUGUUUAAUACAGAAUGUAAUGUAAAAUUUAACGCAUAUCAAAAAGUCCUAAAUUAGCAAACGGCUUCCGCUAUUUUGUGCCUUUAUUCUGAAAUGGUUGACGAUGAUGUUUUCCUUUUAGGCAAAUGGUACAGGGGGAAUAAUCGCAUCACGGAAACGAAUACCAUCAGCCAUACGAUGUGGGUCGUUGCUCCUGAGCCGAAAAUCCACGCAUUGCUUUCACCCGCAUGAUUAUCACGAGCACUGAAUGCUACUUGCUUACAUGUUUUCUUCUCCUUCCUGUCACUCGCUUCUCGCUUCUGAAACUCCGAUGCGUAGUGGCCCAAUCGCUUACAUUCGAAACAUUUCACUGGUGCUUUCUCCUUGGAUUUGGACUUGUUUAGUCGACUGAAAAAUGGCCCGUCACAGGACCUGGAUUUGACCACACUACUUAUCUUCACGCCUUGGAGGAAUUUUGAUUUAACAGCAUCUGCAGUUAUCCGGGUCCCAGACCUCCAGGCUAUAUAGAUAGUAGAAUCUAUAGAUGAGCGAAAGCAUGGCUGAGUCGAUUUUUUUACCGUGCAUGCGCGCAUAUGACGUCACAGCCCUUAACAUUUCCAUUGAAAUCUCGUGAAACGUCAUGCUCGUUUGGAGACACGUUUGACAGUUCGUUUGGAGACAGAGGAUUUAUCUUCGCUCAUCUAUAUAUUGCACUAUCUAUACUCCAGGCCCCUUAUCAUGGGUUCGUACAUCUCUGGUAGACCCAUUAGAACAAGACUCGCCAACCACGUGUCGUCAAGCUUGAACCCAACUUCAGAAAGCUUUUGGCUUGUGGACAUCAUUUGGCUUACAUACUCCGGAACUUACGGAACUGCACUCUGCUAGUCGUAUGCUGGUUAGUGAUCGCAGUAAACCAAUUUGACGGGUUAUUCCAUUAUCUUGAAAAGCAUUUUUCAAAUUUGUCCACGCCACCUUUGCGGCUUCUGCGCUCUGUACCAGACUGUAAGACUGUGCUCGAAGUGAAACUGCAUCUGUAUGAUCCUCCGCUUCCCGAGUUACGGCGUCUCAUGUUCCUUCACAUAUAAGGACCAUCUUUGUUGCAAAGGGCCACGAGCUGUAAUUGUCUCUCCCUCGAAGCCGUUCAGUUGCUGGUAAAGAAAUUCCGCUUCCGCCUCCAUUUCUUGAUUUCCGACUCCAUUUCUUGAUAAGAUGACGCCUUCACCACCAACUCCAUUCGAGUUUCGAUUUCUUGGCAUUUUUGGACUUAAGAUUCAGACACUUCACAAAACAUGCAGACUUGAAAAAAAGGUGCUUCUGUUUUUCAGUUACUAUGGGCAACGUGACUAGGCCUCAUAACCUAAUAGAAAUGAAAUACGUCUGGCUCAUAGCUGAUACUGAAAGCAACUGAACUGAACGUUUUUUUUAUUCGAUCUGUAGUAUAGGUUCUCUGUGGUAUAGAGCACUGCUUUGUCUCUUUCUCGCUGCGAAGAAGUCCGAGAACAACAAGGCCAGUAAACGUCAAAAUUUAUGAAGAACGAAAGAGAAAGAGAUUUUGUGUGCAGUAUGCCCUAUUAAUUAUUCAUGGCUUACUAUCCUAACAGUUUGCUUCAAAAUUCCUCGAAGAUUUUGUUUGAAGUCCCUCAACGAUUUACUUCGGAAUCCCUUGCGUUACCUUCUGAAUACCUUCUGAUGUUUCUUCAGAAUUUUUUCCAGAUCCUUCAGAAAUUCUACACAGAAAUUCUAACGUAUUAAACAGCAAAAUCCAAUCAUUAAACGAUUAAAUAGUUAAAUUUUUUUGCUUAUCUAUGGCAUUCGGCCGCUGAACUGAUAAAAAUCUGCUCGAUAUGUUUUAUUGGUAGGUUGAUCCGGUAAUCACCGCUCGAAUCACUUCCUCUUCGCACGAUUCUUCCUUCCCACUACACAACCCACAAUAACACGCGGUACAGCGAGGCGCAAUUUCGACGGUGCCAGCUGCAGAAUGCAGCUCCCAAUGGCCACGUUUCGGGGUGGCUAGAAAAUAAUUUAAAAAUUUAAAUUCAAAUCAGGCCAGGCGCCAGGCCAAGAUCGUCCUUUCUUAAUUAAUUUUAUGCUUCUGCCCGCAUGGAGAGCACCCUCGUUUCCGUCCCUGAGCAAUCGUACUAUCCUGUUGUAAAAUUAUGACCGUGCCGGGCUGGGUGGGUCUCGAAGGAGCCAUGCGGUGUGGUUUGUGUGUUUUCCCCGCCAUUUAAUUGGUCUUUGAGGAUGCCCGAAGAAACGGUAUGCACCGUUUAUUGUCCAUAAAAUGUAUUAUGAAUGUGAACAAAAUAAGUUUGACAACAAAGUUUAUUGUCAUUGUUUCGUACACCAGUUUUUAUAGGUCUACUUAAAUGAACUCUAAUUUAAUUAAUAAAAUUGUUUUUAGGAUUUCAAAAUGUUCACUUCAUCACUUUCUUCUUGCUGUUUUGUUGCUUUCUUCAAACCGAACAGUUAGCAACUCGAAACUGUUCAUCAAAUGAUUAAUUCAUUCGUUGGAAUGUAUCAUUCAGAGUUGUGUUGGAAACAGACGACUAUCUGAGGAAUAAUUUUACUCGGGAACUUAUGAGUAGGCUCGUACUCUAUUUGAGGGUUUAUUUUCCAAGUGUCGCUAGCGGUGAGGCGAGGUUCUACCAGAUUAAAAAUCCGGUGAUGACAGUAAACGAACGGCUGGAAUGAAGUAAUAUUUUAAUGAAGAUUAAAAUUACGAAAACGUAGGAUUUUUUUUGUUCUUCCGACUUAGUUUCGAUAUUCAUGGGAUAUCACUUUAAAUUAUCUGUUUUUCGGUACCAUUGCAUUUUUUUUCAUAAAAAAUCUACUCCCCCGCUUCUUUUUAGUGGCAACGUCGCAACGAAAAAUAAUCGCCUAGCAAAACAUACCUUCAGAAAAAAAAGCUACUUUGAUAUUUUUUGAAAAUUUGACCGUCACGUGGUGGAUUCUGGCGGUGAAUGCUUUGACAGCACGUGCUAUUUGGUUUGUUUUUUAAUGACGACAAUGCAUGACUAAUAGAGACAAAUAUUAUAAAUUAUAAGUCUCACCAGAUUGGAUCUUCAUGUGAUGUUAUAUUUCAACUAUUUCAAACAACAAUUGACUCCACGAUGGGAGGUUGGUUAGUUAGAGAAGCAAGCAAGCACGAAAAUACUUGCUUUUCCGGGUAAGUUUCACAGGUUUUGUCCCAUUUGAUCCAUCUAUCUACAUACUACGCUGUUCCAAUGCUCAGUAUUGGGAAUGGUUAGACUCCUACUCCAGUGCGAGAACAUGCCAGAUUGUACUUUCCGAGAAGGAUGACGAGCCUUUCAAUAUAUGAAUUCAUCCAAUCUCUUAACCAUCCUAAUUGCUUUCCUAUAUAAUAUGUAGAACAAACAACCUGCUAGGGAAAACAUUGAAUUGAAACCAAUCAUUGAAUGAAUAAUAUCCAUUUGUUCAUAUAGUUGGGCGCUUCAGUCCCGUCGACAAACACUCCACAAUUCCAUAAACUGCAGCUGUCGUCCAUCACGAGCAAAUAUCUAUUAGCUAAUAUGUUCCAUUUAUUAUAUUAUAUCACACAAACCAAUUAAAAGUAGUCCCUUUUCUAGCCAUAUGCUUCCAAACAUAAUGAGUGCCAACCGACAAACCAAAUUCAUCAUUUUAUUGUCUGAUGCCUCCUGCGGGCGACCGUGUGAACGUGGUUGGAAAACUAAUUUAGGUUUAGCUAAACAAAACGGUAAUAAAUACAAAAAGAGUGCCAAUCGACUGAUGACGGAGAAAAUAGGAAAAAGUUUAAACUGUUGUGGAAGGAAUAGUAAAUACUGACAUGGAGCAAAUGGAAACAAUAUUGUAUAAAGAGUAAACAAGUGCAAAGUAAACAGGCAGCCUACAUGUAGGCAGAAGCACCCGUGGCACUGCUGAGUACUGUGAAUGAAAGAAACAAAGGGAAAGUUUUGAAAACACGUUCUUUUAAUGCAUCUCAUUUUAUACGAAGCAACAGAAAAUUAAUCCUCAAUUGAAAAGUAAACAGUGCAGGAAAAACUCUGGCUUGUUUUUUUGCAGGAAAGUUUCCCGACACAUGAAAGCCCUCGCAGCUAUUUUUUCUUAACCCAUACCCUUUGUACGGGUUCGUAUUUCGCGCCCACAGACAGUCGCCACUCCCAGCUCUACUGCAGGGUUUGUUGCACUAAUUAAAAGCCUCGGUAAAAUUCAACCAGUGUACGACUGGGCUAAUGAGAAAAAUGCUGCCAAGUAGGCGACUAGGCGAGUCCUCGGGGAGAUCAAAGCAGUCGUAUUAUUUUUCAUUUGGCUACUUUUAGUUUUCCUUGUUGUCUAAGUCCAUCUCAUUUUUUCUUAUUUUGAAAGCCGUUCUAAAACUCCCUUGGUACUAACUUUACUGACGCGCGCUGGUUUGCUGUCAAAGACAGUAGGGCGCCAUUGUAGUAGCCAAUAAUAGCUUCCUAAUUAUAUAUUAUUUUCUUAUUAUUAUUACUACAUUAAUAGUUACUUCAGUAGUUUAAGACAUACACAAUUGAAAACACCCUUAUGACGUUCAAAUUUCAUUGAGUCAGAGAAUGCGAAACUGAAUCACAACAAAAUAUUAACAAACAACAGAAUGGAGGCACGCCACCGUGAUUCAAGAUCAAGUGUACUUGUAGUCUCGUAAGCCGGAAGAUCCCGGAGAUUUAUGAAAUCGAUAGCUCGCGCAGGUGAGAACACUCGAUGAUAUAGGACCGAAACUGUUCAAACCAUACGAUUGGUUCGAUUUGAUUGCGUUACAUACUCCUGUUUUUAUUUUUUAAAGUCAUAUAUGAACAUCUAUUUCUAAGUAGGUUUACGUGCCGAUUUUACUCUUCUCUCGGAGCAAGGGUGCGAGUGCGAAUUGUUUAGGAAACGCGAAUUGUUAUUGAACUGAGAAAUGAACACAUUUACAAAUGUACACAAAAACAACCGAAUUAUAUAUAUGGACGCGAACCAUAUUGUAGAGUUGUGCGAGGAGUGUAAAUGGUGAAUGGAUGAAAUAAAAACUAAUUGAAUCAAAUG
Messenger RNA from Armigeres subalbatus, 18207 nucleotides. It is a transcript of the gene kek5, whose product is annotated as leucine-rich repeat-containing protein 24. The transcript has 6 exons. NCBI's taxonomy places the organism in Eukaryota, Metazoa, Arthropoda, Insecta, Diptera, Culicidae. Gene Ontology annotation, molecular function: protein binding. The record is from RefSeq and is a predicted model, not a curated record. The coding region runs from base 2385 to 4913 and encodes 842 amino acids.